Molecule: messenger RNA, 441 nt
Organism: Symbiodinium necroappetens
Lineage: Eukaryota; Dinophyceae; Suessiales; Symbiodiniaceae
Source: the annotation of a GenBank genome assembly
AUGCCCAUUCUGCCAGAAGACCAGAUCAGCUGGGGUGGGGCGCUGCUGCCGCGGAUUGAAACCCUGGACUCCAGGAUCCGUGGUGUAGCUCUCGAGCGAUACUAUCUGCCGAAGUUGGUGGAGAAUGGUGCGGCUCACCCAGUCAUCGACAGAGUGAUCCAAGCUGCACAAGUUCCACGAGAUCGUCAGUCACACCGUUCAAAGCACCGGCCAGCUGGCAUUAGGCACGCAUCUUCGUUGCCCUCUAUCCCCAGGGUGCCUUCGGCAGCUGCCCACGUGUCGAUGUCAGCCUCGCGCUCUGUCGGGCACAGGCAAAGCGUAAAACCGCCGAUCGGCAGCGGCCGAGGCGCCGCGUAUCAGGAGCCGUACGUCGCCGGUCCUCGGGUCCAAUGGGGUCCUGUGGCGCAGCUCUUCGCAAGAGCCGCUCAACCUGUCCCGUAA